Drosophila albomicans is the source of this 3173-nucleotide messenger RNA. It is a transcript of the gene INPP5E, whose product is annotated as inositol polyphosphate 5-phosphatase E. Bases 367 to 2667 code for a protein of 766 amino acids. NCBI's taxonomy places the organism in Eukaryota, Metazoa, Arthropoda, Insecta, Diptera, Drosophilidae. The record is from RefSeq and is a predicted model, not a curated record. Gene Ontology annotation, molecular function: phosphatase activity. The transcript has 6 exons. Gene Ontology annotation, biological process: phosphatidylinositol dephosphorylation.
AGCCAUGUUGUGUUUCACCAAAUAAACAAAUUUGAGGUUGCGUUUUUGUGUUUUGCGGGCGGACGGAGACCGUAAGACAAUAGAAAGCAUAAAAUGUGUUAGAAGCUCGGUAGGCUGGACUUUUGUUUGGGAAACCGCAAGGAACGCAACAAUCUGCUAGGUGACAGACAAAUCAUCAUGGGCUGAGCUUUGGGCUUAGUACCAUACAACGCACACAAAUUCUAGUCAAUUCGCUGCACAAAUCCCAUUUGAAUGUAAUACAAUCACGCACAAGAGGCUGGCGCUAUUGCCGUACAUGGAACGAACAUAGCAAACCGUUUUAACGAUCCUCCCAGAACUUUACCACAUUAUCGCAGAGCGACGACAAUGCAUCACAGUGCAAUGGGUAGCGAGGAGCGCAUAACGAGCAGUCCACGAUCUGCCUCAAAAACGGGCAGCACGCUCUUUGGUCUGCUUAGCAAACGACCCAGCAAAGUGGAGCCACAUCCCGUGACACCAGAAUCGCCAAGCCUGCAAAGACGACCAGCUUCAGCGCUGGGUCAGUAUGAUGUCACAUUUGCCAAGUGCUCGGCUCAGGAGCAGAGCAGCAGUGGCAGCAAUCAUAAGAGUCAAACGCUGCCCGCCGCCAAUUCGGAUGUGCUUGAGAAGUCGCACAGUGGCCUCAUUAGCUUCCAUAGACGCGGCAAUCCGACAUACAAAAGCAAAGCGCACGCACAUCGCUAUAGUGCGGAUGCUGGCUCUCAAAGUGAUGGCGGCACCGAUGUUGUCAUGCGUCGCAAGUCGCCCAAGCAACGUUCACCGAAUCACAAUCGAUUCAGUCAUCAGUUUAGUCUAUGCUGUAAAGCGGAAAAGAAACCAAUGACGCCACCAGUUUCGGUGCGCUACAAUUCCAUACCGGAUGCCGUGGUCAAUGCGGCCAAUGUGCUGCGUCGCGACAAUUUAUCGCUUAGCUGGAGCAUGAUGGAUAAUUCGGGUUCGUUGCACUCGCAUUCGAGUGAAGGCAACACUUCCUAUCAGCUGCCGUCCACACAGCGACCACGUCCAUCUAGUGAAUGUGCUAGUGCUCCUGAAUCGCCAGUGGCCAGCAAAACGUUCUUUCCCCAAUAUGAGGCAAGUGGCACGAGUCAACACUCCCACUGUUCGCCAUCGAAUUCGUCAGUUAAAAGCGAGACAGCGCAUCGUGCUCCCAUACGCCCCAUUGCUGUCUCUGCUUGCCGCUCCAGAUUGAGGCUUAAACUGUAUCCACCGGGGCAGGAGUUGCCUCCCUUGAAUGUUGAUGAAAGCGCCGAGACACUAAAACGUGCCACAACACCGCAACACAUGUCUUCGCCCAACAUUGCCAUGCAGCCGGAUGCCUUGGAUGCGUGCUUGCAGCAGGAUCCUAAUGGCGUGCGUUUCAUGUCACACGAGAAUAUGACGCUGCAUCGUCAAGGUUCCGGCAGCAAUCUGGCACGUCAGACGCUAAUGGCAGCGCAGGCAUUGAAUCUCAUACCAGCGGACAAGGCGCGCGAGCGCAGCUAUCUGGAUGGGCGACUAGGAUCAUCUUCGUUGCUGGGGCCAAGCGAACUGAGUCGCGUGCUGCCGCAGAAGGAGGUGACGAUCUUCGUGGGCACAUGGAAUAUGAACGGACACAGUCCACCCAAACAAAUGAACGACUUUGUGUUGCCGCCCAAUGUGGAGCAUGUACCUGACCUGGUUGUUGUGGGCACGCAGGAGUCCAGUCCGGAUCGCUUUGAGUGGGAAGUGACGCUGCAGGAGACGCUCGGUCCAUCGCAUGUGCUCUUCCACUCCACCACACUCGGCACACUCCAUUUGGCUGUCUACAUGCGUCGCGAUCUUAUUUGGUAUUGCUCGGCGCCCGAGGAUGCCUCGAUGUCGGUGCGCACAGGUUCAGCAUUUCGCACCAAGGGUGCUGUUGCCAUUUCCUUUUGCCUGUUUGGCACCUCUAUGCUGUUUGUCACAUCUCAUUUGACGGCACAUCAGCAAAAGGUUAAGGAACGUGUCUCAGAUGUUAAACGCAUUAUCAACGCACUGGAUCUGCCUAAGAAUCUCCCGAAUCUGCGACAUAAAAACAAAGACGUAACGCAGAAUUUCGAUAAUGUCUUUUGGUGUGGCGAUCUCAACUUUCGGCUGGGUGAACCGCGUGAAAAGCUACUGGAGUGGAUACAGAACACGAAAUUUCCAUUGCCCUCGCAUUUGCCGCAUGGUUACAUGCACACGGAUCAGCUCUCCUCAGUGCUGGCCGAUGGAGCCGCCUUUCGGGGUUUCAUGGAAGCGAACAUUACGUUUCCGCCCACCUAUAAGUACGAUCCUGGCAGCCAGAACUUUGAUACCUCUUCGAAGCAACGCGCUCCCGCGUAUACGGAUCGCAUACUCUACAAGUAUCGACAGAUGCAAGGUCUGGUUAUACGACGGCAGAGCACUGUUCCCGGUGUAUCGACACCCACGCAACCUUAUGUGCAGUGUCUGCUCUACGACUCGGUGCCAUCGAUUACCACGUCCGAUCACAAGCCCGUUUGGGCUCUGUUUCGCACGCUCAUACGAGCGGGCACCGAUGCCAUCCCGCUGGCGGCUGGACUGUUUAGCCGAGACAUUUAUUUGGAGGGCAUGCGUCGUCGUCUGAAUAAUCAAUAUCAAGGCGCCUCCGCUGUCUGUGCCAUACAAUAAACCUGCGAGAUCAGCUUACAAAUAUACAUAUAUAUAUAUAGCUAUAAAAGGAGAUCUGUUGAUCUUUUCAAGUGCUAGUCAUUUAAACUAUACCAAAGCGGCUUAUAAACUGUCCCAAUGCUUUACCACGGUUGUGUGUGGCCUUUGUAAUACUCUUUAAACUAGUUAGUUAGCUAUUAAUCUCCGUAGUAAUAUUGUUCGAAUAUAUAAAUAUAAAUACAUAUUUAUUUAUAGUUGUUAGGUGCUGCCUUUUUGCCUUGAGGCCUUAAUGUUAAACGUUCCUUAUAAAAAAAAAAACAGCAAAUGAACUAGAAGCGCAGUCGAAAUGAUGAAACGUAAUCUUAAAGCCCAAAGCAUAGUUUAUAGGUAAAAUGAAUCUAUUAGUGAAUAACUUAGUGCAAAUAUAUAUAUGAAUGAAUUCGAAACAUGAAUGGAAAUAGCAUUAAAUAUACUCUAUAUACUCUUACAAGAUAUUGUUGAUGCAGUGUUAUUGUUAUACAAACAAA